AUGCAGAUGAUAUAUUUAUCUUAGUUUCCAAUAAAGUUUUAAGACCUAAAGAAUUGUCAAAGAUAGUCACUGAGUGGUUAGAAAUAGAAGAUAAAGAGAUAAAAAUUGCAGUUAAUUUGGUUACUUCAA
Molecule: messenger RNA, 129 nt
Organism: Racocetra fulgida
Lineage: Eukaryota; Fungi; Glomeromycota; Glomeromycetes; Diversisporales; Gigasporaceae
Source: the annotation of a GenBank genome assembly